UGAGAGGAGUAGUGUAGCUCUUUCGUUGUCUAUAGCUCCAGGAAACCCUCCAACUGGCACUUGUUGUCGAUUAAUCAUUGCUUCCACUCUCCUGUCUUCCGCUUGGUCAGCUUUUUUACCUUUUUUUUUUUUUAAUUUUUUUAUUAGUGCCCUCGUGCGGAGCCGCCGGACCUAAUCCGCGACCUCACGCCACUCCCUUGUUGUCUCCAGAUCUAUCACUUAUCUUUCUCCCCCCCUACGGCUUCACUCAAUCGACUCAUCUCUCCACCUCCACCCUUUGGUCACAAUCGCCAUUCCUCUUCUCCAACCACUGCAAAUUUUAAAACAGACACUCGACCGUUGGCAAUCAUGCCUGGAAGGGUCCUACCCACGUUCACCGUCGCCGAGGUCGAGUCGCAUAACAAUGCCGACUCGUGCUAUGUGACGAUCGGCUCCCAAGUCUACGACAUCACUUCGUUCGUCGAGGACCAUCCGGGAGGCGGUGAUUUGGUUUUGGAAUAUGCGGGCAAGGAUGUGAAGGAGAUUUUGCGCGACGUCGGAUCCCACGAACACUCCGAGUCCGCCUACGAAAUCCUUCAAGAUAAUCUCGUCGGCUUCCUCGUCUCGGAUUCGGAUGCGAAAUGCUCCAAGAUGCAGAAUGGUUCUUCAUCCGGCCCCGUUUACGCGACCACCGGUAUGUCCCGUGAAGAGGACCUCUCCGUCGACACCGAUUACACCCACGAUUAUAAGACACACAAGUUUCUGGAUCUCAACAAGCCGCUUCUGCUCCAGCUGUGGAAUAGCGGUUUCAGCAAGGAGUUUUAUUUGGAGCAAAUCCAUCGCCCGCGUCACUACAAAGGAGGGGAGUCCGCCCCGUUGUUCGGUAACUUCCUGGAGCCCUUGAGUAAGACUGCAUGGUAUGUGGUUCCGAUCGUCUGGCUGCCCCCGAUCUCCUACGGAACCUACUUGGGCUUCGCUGGGCUGGGUAAUGCACCGGCAGCGGCCGCCUAUUGGUUGGGUGGUUUAUUUCUCUGGAGUCUCAUCGAGUAUCUCAUGCACCGGUUCUUGUUCCACAUUGAUGGUUGUCUCCCGGACAAUCGGGUUGGACUCUGCCUCCACUUCCUUCUCCACGGCAUCCACCAUUAUCUGCCGAUGGACAGGUAUCGGCUCGUGAUGCCCCCGACUCUGUUCGUCGUGUUGGCAGCGCCGUUCUGGAAGUUGGCCCAUACUGUUUUCUUUUACAACUGGCAUGCGGCGCUGCUGGUUUACUGCGGCGGUGUCUUUGGCUAUAUCUGCUAUGACCUGACCCAUUAUUUCCUCCACCAUCGCCAGCUUCCCUCGUAUUACCAGUCCCUCAAGAAAUAUCACCUGGAGCACCAUUUUGCCGACUAUGAGAAUGGGUUUGGAGUCACGAGCCGUUUCUGGGACCGCAUCUUCGGCACGGAACUGGUGACACCACCGCCCAAGGCUGUGAAGACCCAAUAAAGACCGUCAUCGUCGGUUUUUCUCCUUGCCCACUUGGGGAGGGUGGAGGUUGCUUCUCCGUCUAACGCUCAUCCUCCAUCUAUACGAAGUAAUGCUGGGAUUGCAUCUGGAAUCGCUUGGACUGGACUUUCUUUGACUUUGUUUUCUUUUCGACCGUCGUAAAGACCACCCUUCCUUUCAACCUCCCCCCUGCAUAUUCUGGACGAUUAUUCUAGCUGGAAUGGUGCCAAUGGCAGGGAUCUGUUUAUACAUAGUGUUUGCAUGACAGCAUGAUCAUAAUACUUAAUACAUACAUAUCUAAUACAAUAG
Molecule: messenger RNA, 1773 nt
Organism: Aspergillus candidus
Lineage: Eukaryota; Fungi; Ascomycota; Eurotiomycetes; Eurotiales; Aspergillaceae
Product: fatty acid alpha-hydroxylase
Exons: 3
Coding region: 349-1464 (371 amino acids)
Biological process (GO): lipid biosynthetic process; fatty acid metabolic process
Cellular component (GO): membrane; endoplasmic reticulum
Molecular function (GO): heme binding; fatty acid 2-hydroxylase activity; iron ion binding
Source: RefSeq, a predicted model, not a curated record